Molecule: messenger RNA, 1607 nt
Organism: Onthophagus taurus
Lineage: Eukaryota; Metazoa; Arthropoda; Insecta; Coleoptera; Scarabaeidae
Product: sensory neuron membrane protein 2-like
Cellular component (GO): membrane; cytoplasm
Molecular function (GO): scavenger receptor activity
Source: RefSeq, a predicted model, not a curated record
GUUCGUGGCGAGAUCUAGUGUCAUCAUCCUUUAACAUGGGUUGCUGCAAGCCACGUACUAUUGCGUUAAGCGUAUCUGCAGUCGGAAUUGUUUUACUUAUAAUUGGUUGUGUUUUGGGAUUCGGCGUUAUUCCUGGUAUUAUCGAUGAUCAAGUUGCCGAAAAUGUUCAACUUAUCGAGGGUAGUGAAGCAUAUGAAAGGUGGGAAGAAACUCCAGUGGUUAUGAAAUUCAAGGUACAUAUUUUCACUGUAACGAAUCCUGAUGAUGUAAUAGCCGGAGGAACACCAAAAGUGGAAGAAAAGGGUCCUUAUGUAUACGAUUUAUAUCGCAAAAAAGAAGAUAUAGCGUUCAUUGAAGAAGAUGACGCUUAUGAAUAUAUACAAAAUACAUACUUUGAAUUUAAUAAAGACGAAUCACAAGGUUUGACAGAAGAGGACGAAAUAACUGUUUUAAAUGUCGCACAACAGGGUGUCUUGCAAAAAGCGGAAGAUAUGUCAACUACGGAGCAAUUCAUGAUAGAAUUGAAUAUGGAUAACAUAUUCACAGACACCCCUAAUACACUGUUUCAUACUAUAACUGUAGGAGAAUUCUUGUUCGGUGGCUACAAAUUCUGUGAUCAUGUUCCAGCAGGUACUGCAUUAGUUUGCAAUAAAAUCAAAGCACAAGCAGAGACUGUAGAAACAAUUACUUUGGUGCCGGAUGAAGAUGAUGAGUCGAAAUACACUCUUCUGUUUGCGUUUUUCAAACACAAACAAAAUAAAAAAGAUGGGCCGUAUGUUGUAAAAUCUGGUAUCUCGGACGCAAAUGAAGUUGCUGAGAUAAUCAGUUGGAAAGGCCUAAAGGAAUUGGAUUUCUGGGGUAACGAAACUGAUAACAUCUGUAACAAAGUUAGAGGAAGGGAUUCUUCAAUCUAUCCACCCUUCAACGACGAGGAUACUGUGCAUGAAGUUUUCAAUACCGACAUUUGUAGAAUUUUAACAUUAAAUUAUGAAGGAGAAGGAACUUACAAAGACGUUGAUGGUUUUGUUUCAACACUCAACGUUAAUAAUCUUUUGAAUAGAGAUGAAGGAGAAUGUUACUGCGUAAAAAAUAUAAGAAAUCUUGACGGCGAAAAGGAUUGUUUACCUGACGGAUUUGGUGAUUUAUCGCCAUGCACAGGUGCAACUGUUAUUAUGUCAUUCCCACAUUUCCUAGACGCAGACGAGACUUAUGCUAACACUGUUGAAGGUCUCUCUCCAGAUCGAGAUCUUCACAAAACUUAUGUUCUUAUGGAACCUAAAACCGGAAGUCCGCUUCAAGGAGCCAAACGAAUGCAAUUUAAUAUGAUUCUUCGACCAAUAAAGGCUUUUGAUCGUACUAAAAAUCUUAAACCGUCUGUUUUACCACUUCUAUGGGUGGAAGAAGGUGUUGCACUAACAGAUGAAUUAAUUGAAAAACUCAACGAGCAAUACUUUGAUAAAUUAGUUAUGGUAGAUGCCAUUGUGUACACCCUUAUCGCCGUAGGUGCUGUGUUAGCUAUCGUCGGUGGUGUAGUUUUCCUUAUCAAAAAAUAAAUUAAUUAUUUUUAAUUAAUUUAAAAUUUAUUUGUGUAUCGUGUAAUUAAUAGA